CAGAAAUUGGUGGCUGUGGCCACCUACAAAGUUAUUUCCAUCAUCCUGGGCCCUUAUCUUUGACAUGGGAUCUGUUCUUCCCAGGUAGUGGGGGCCCAGCCAGGGAGGCACCUACCACCUGCCUUCUUCUCAGACACUCACAGGCCUCACCAGGCAGAAGGGACUCUCACUGAUGUCGAAGCUGCGGGUGUUCAUGGCGGGCUUGGAGGUACUUUUCGCUUCGGCGGCGCCGGUGAUCACCUGCGCGCAGGACGCGCUCGUCUGCUUCCUGCACUGGGAGGUGGUGACACACGGCUACUGUGGCUUGGGUGCCGGCGAUCAGCCAGGUCCCAGUGAUAAGAAGUCAGAACUGCUACCAGCUGGGUGGAGCGAUAAUAAAGACCUGUAUGUCCUCCGUUAUGAGUCCAAGGAUGGGUCCAGAAAGCUCCUGAUGAAAGCUGUCCCUGUGGAGAACAGCAUGAUCAUCAAUGUGCUGGAAUAUGGCUCACAGCAAGUGACAGACUUGACUCUGAACUUAGAUGAUUUUAUCAGUGCAGAAGACCUGGGUGACUUCCACAGGACCUACAAGAACAGCAAGGAGCUUCGUUCUCGCAUCCUAUCUGGAAUCAUCACACCCAUCCAUGAGCAGUGGGACAAGGCCAGUGAAAGCAGUGCCCAACGUGAGUUCCCCCCUGCCACCGCCAGAGAAGUAGACCCUCUCCGGAUUCCUCCACACCAUCCGCACACCAGCCGGCAGCCUCCCUGGUCUGAUCCCCUGGGCCCCUUUGCUGUCGGGGGAGAAGACCUAGACCCCUUCGGGUUCCGGAGAGGUGGCAUGAUUGUGGACCCCUUGAGAUCUGGCUUCCCAAGAGCACUUAUUGACCCAUCUUCAGGUCUCCCAAACCAGCUUCCUCCAGGCCCAACCCAGACCAUCUCCCUCCGCCGGGUUUCGAUGACAUGUACCUGUGAAAGCCUCAAGAAUGUAACAUCCCAGCCUCCUUUCUACUCUCCCACAGCUGCCACCACUGGCCCCACCAGCAGCCGUGGUCUUAUAGGCUGGGGGCAAGGGACUCUGCCCAUGUGUUUGCAGACCAGCUGGGAUUGCCUCCUUGCCCCUUCUCUAACACAAGGCACCUGCUGCACCUCCCCACCUGGCUGUACCUAGGUCCCAAAGAGAACUUGGUGUGUGUUUCAACAACAACUCCUCCCUGGUUCUUGCAGGAAACUCUGGCAAAGCACACCUUUCACCCAGUACAGCCCCAGUUGCAGCACUAUAAGAACAGAACGCAUUUUGGAUGUUAUUAAGAACCAAAUGUCAAUACAAAAUUCAUGUUGCCGGUUUCCCACUUUUCUUCUUUAUUAACACACUGCUCCUUCCAGUUAUGGAACUUCAAAAUUUGAGUCUUUGUUGGGCUAAAUGAUUAUUUUUCUAUUCAAGGCCCACUCUUAUUUCUCAGACUUUCCUUUCAUAAGUUGUUGUUGAUCCUGACAUCACUAAAAUGGACCUUAGUCAAGUUAUGUAGAUGGAAAUGUGUGACUGGAAAUGCCAUAGGCCACACAGUGACUUUGACCAGAACAGGCACACUGUGGAAGACUGCAGUAUUCUGGUGAGCGCAAAAUACCUAUAUUGCUCCUGUUCUGGACCCAUCCUCUUGGGACUGUCUGUGCCUGGGCAGCCAUGGCCUAUAAAAAGGAAUAAACAGGGCAGACCCAGAGGCCAGUUUUGCCCCAUAACUUGCUGAGCAACCCUAAGGAAAUCGUGGGACAUAGGAGGUGCCUUUCCUGCUCUAAAGCACUUUGGGGCUUCUUCCUGUGGAAGGCAACAUCCCUGAGGACCUGGAGCAAGAGGAAAAGAGUGAAAGUUCAGGGCUUUAUGUAGUACUUAAGCUACAGAGUCAGUAACUGUUUCUUGGCCUUUUUGGGGCUUGGACAGGAACACAAGCUCCAUCUGAGUGGAGUGUGGUACUGAACUUCAGGAGCAGAGUCCAGCCUCUUGUGGAUAUGUCCUGUGUCCAGAACCCUCUGGCCUUUGGCAUUCUCCAGGUCCUUUGCAGCCUGAGUCUAUCAAGUAUGAGCAAUGCUGAGCUCCAGGGCUGCAGUGGAGAGAGUACCAGGCCAGGAGGCACAAGAUUGAAGCACUUGGCAGUCCACAUUUCAGCCAUGUGUGGGUCCUUUACUCCUCAGCUCCCUGGAUUCCAUUCCCCAAAUUAGGACAUACCAUCUACCUGUAGGCAGCAGCAGGCUACCAUGGUCAUUUUGAGAUAACCAUUAGGGGGGUUUCUGUAACUGAGAACUGCCUGUCCAGCAGGGCCAGGCCCAAGGGGGCUCACUAAGCACAUACCUGGCAGUCCCCUGCAGUAACUGACUCCAGAAAUGGGACUAGCCACUCUGAAGCUUUUCUGGAGAAAGACUUAGAGAAUGGGCAAAGAUACUAAUGCCAUCACUACUCAUAACCUUCUCAAGGGACGGCAGGCGGAUAGAAUGUUGCUUUUGUUUUGAAAUUGGACUAACCUGCAACCAAAAGGGUCUGGAGCAAUUUGCUCAUGAAAACUUUUUUAAGCAUUUAAAGGAACAUCAGAUUAAACACUGUCAGAAAUAGAUACACGAAAGUUAGGUAACUUUGGGGAGUUUGACUCAAGGAAAAGAACAUUUAAACAAUAAAUUUGCCAUUUAGAUUUCCUAAUAACAAAGGUUAAAAAGAUACAUAUGUGUGAUAUGACAAAAAAUACACUGAAUUUUUUUUAAAAAUUGAUACAGAAAGACAUUGCCAUUAAGUCCCCUCAAAAUACUCCCCUGUGAAAAAUUACGGUGAUUUGUGUCAGGGAGAAAUGAGAUAGGAGAUUAGGGUUUGGCAAAGCUGGCUGGGGAAGUAGGCAUGACCUAUUAAUUACAAAACCUAGAAAAUCUGCUCAGAACAGUUUCCACAGUCCUGCAUGAGGACUUCUCACAGGAACUCGAGUAGGUUUUCAAUAGGAUGCCUAGAUUUGACGUCAGCCUGAGGCGUGGGAUCCCAUUACCACCUGUCAGGAUCCAUAUGUAGAAGUUUCACGGGUUUCUUUGAGAUUUGAACGGUAUAAAAGGACACAGAUACCAAGAAAAACUUGUUAUUGUGGCUUUCUUCAUGGUAGGUGACCCUGCUUUCUCCAGGCUGUUCUUUUAUCUUGCUUUUCCUCUUCCUCUGCCCAAGCUUCCUCUGCAGAGCCAGUUUCUCUCUCUUCACUUUUACUUUUUCUUUCUUUUCUUUCUUUUUUUUUUUUUUGUACCAAACUUAGGACCUUGGGCUUGCACGGCAGGCACCAGAACUACUGAGCUAAAUCCCCAGCCCUAAAAAUAGUUUUAUAGAAAGAGAAUUCACACAUCCAUAAAGUUCACCCUUUUAAAAUGUACAACCCACUGGGUUGUAAUAUAUUUAGUGUUGUUCACCCAUCACCGUAUCUAAUUCCUGAACAUUUUUACCACCCCCAAAAGAAACUCCAUAUCCAUUAGUAGUCACCUCCAUUUUCCCUCUCCCAGACCCAGGCAACCCCUAGUCUAUCUCUAAAAAUUUUCCUAUGCUAAACAAUUCUCAUAAAUGGAAUCACUCAAUA
This is a messenger RNA of Heterocephalus glaber (naked mole-rat), 3566 nucleotides long. RefSeq names its product proteasome inhibitor subunit 1 (gene Psmf1). Gene Ontology annotation, biological process: proteasome-mediated ubiquitin-dependent protein catabolic process. Gene Ontology annotation, molecular function: endopeptidase inhibitor activity; proteasome binding. Lineage: Eukaryota; Metazoa; Chordata; Mammalia; Rodentia; Bathyergidae. The record is from RefSeq and is a predicted model, not a curated record.